Molecule: messenger RNA, 861 nt
Organism: Striga asiatica
Lineage: Eukaryota; Viridiplantae; Streptophyta; Magnoliopsida; Lamiales; Orobanchaceae
Source: the annotation of a GenBank genome assembly
UUGCUGGCCGAUGCCCCUCAGGGCAGCCUGAGAAGGCCAGUUCAGACCGAAGGGGAUACGGGAGGUGAUUGGGAAGAGCGCUCGUACAACGAUCCCCGCCAGGAGAUUGGAUAUGUGUUCCGGGAAAGAAGGUUAAAGUCAUUUCUCGUCUUCGAUCAGCGCUCCACAGAUCGUGCUUCCCCGCCCCGAUCCUAUGGGCAAGCGAUGGAACUUCUCCUUGCGAGUACAUCAAUCAGAGAUUGGCCCCUUCCUCUUUCGUAUCCUUUUGCUUUCAUGACUCGGAAAGAGAAGGCGAAAGGGCUCGCCCUCGAAUCAAAGGUCAAUUAUAUCGAGCCUAGUGAGAGUCGGGAACGAAUUGGUAACACUGUGGCAAACCGAAGAAUCCGCCGGCUGAACGGCUCGAUGCAAUUGACCUCAAGUAUUCUCGUCUGCGGUGGGGAAACCAUUCCCACUGCUGGUGCGAUGUCUCCGACAAAGACGAUGCUAGUCUUUUGCCUUUGCUUCUGCCACUUGGCCUGGCACAGAUCUUUUCGAAGAAAUUGCGCCUUUUUCGCUGUUAGGGAGAUUUCGGGGUGCCUAGCACUUUCAAAAGAAAAGAAAGUCAGUAAAGCAGGUAAAGGUCAAGAUCCGACGGGAAAACUUUUUGAUUCAAAAUUUCCUUCGCUGGCUUCCUCUCCAAGGCGAAGUAGGAAUCGUGACCGUCUGGGGCAUUGUCUAAACUCCUCUUUCCAUUUCAAUCCUGGCUCCUUGGCACCCGGCUACACAUGGAAAGAAUGGGAAAACUCCUACUCGGAAGCAAGCACCAUUCUUCGCCGGCUUGGCCAGUGGUCCCAGUCGGACUCUAUCAGGAAAAUUCACUAA